AUGCAGCCCACCCCGUCAUCAGCGUUUCCUGUGUGCUCUGUACUAACUUACUGUUUCUCUUCAGUAGAUGAGAUUGGUGUCUCCCUCCUGCACCUGAUCGGGGACCCUCCCCCAGACGAGAUCACAAAGAUCUACGGCCCCGACAACAGCCCCGGCUACGUCUUUGGUCCCGACGCCAACACGGGCCAGCUGGCACGCGCCCAUCUUCCCAGCCCCUUCUACCGGGACUUCUCCCUCCUCUUCAACCUGAAGCCCCAGUCCACCAAGGGCGGUGUCAUCUUUUCGGUCACAGACGCCUCUCAGAAGAUCAUGUACGUGGGCGUCAAGCUGUCGCCAGUCAAGGCGAGCAGGCAGAAUGUCAUCUUCUACUACACAGAGCCCGACUCGCAGGUGUCGUACGUGGCGGCCACCUUCUCCGUGCAUAACCUGGCCGACCAGUGGAACCGCUUCUCCAUCUCCGUGCUGGACGACAAGGUCACCUUCUACAUCAACUGCGACGACCAACCCCAAGUGGUACGCUUCGAGAGGUCCCCAGAUGAGAUGGAGCUGGAGGCCGGAGCCGGGGUGUUCGUGGGCCAAGCCGGAGGGGCCGAUCCCAAUAAGUUCCUGGUAUGUAUCAUGCUAUUACUGGACAUUUUUAUAUCUGAUUUCGGGUCCGUUGUGUUUCAACUUCGUCAAUGCGAAAAUGUAUAAUUCAUCAUUUCCUGGAUUGAAGGAGUUGAAAGGCAAUUUUACCCCAAACCCUGUCUUAUAUUUUACUUAGGGCCCUAUCCUGAAUAGCCUAUGGGAUGAUAAUAAUAGCAUAAGAGUAGGAUCUGUAGUCCGCAAUUCUGUCUCAAACUCAAACUUGAGCAGAAAUCAUAAAUCAGAACGUCCGAGGCAGUCCAAGAUGAAUUCAUAGUUUUGACUUAUGUGCACUUAUCUCAAGCCCUACUAUCCUUAUAACAUUUCCUACUGGAGAAAUAUAUCGGUGUCAUGGGCAAGUGGAAUCGGAAAUCAGACCGGUCAGGGCUGCCCUCCUAGCCAGGCUGAGUCAGACACGUGAAACGGAAACCGUUGUGUCAGGCUAACCCCUUUUAUGAUUUGAUUGCCCUUAAUUGGCCUGCUUUAAAUCAAAACAUAAAAGUGGUCUGACCCCGACCAUUCCCUGUCUCCUCCUGGGAAACACAGAGGUAUAAUUGGUGGACUUCAUGGUAGGGGAUCAAUUAGCUCCAGCUGGCCCUCCCCUCCACCCCCCUGUGUAAGUGCUGCAGCUGACCCUUAUACCGUCGCUCUGCAGCACCCAGCACCCAGCACACAAAGACAGGUGUCCCUGUAAGCAGAGGGCACAAGCAGACAGCUGCUUCUGUGACCAGGACAAUUGCCCUUAUGUUCCGAGCAAAUGCAAGGCUGUGCCCUUUGUUUAGUUUUCGCUGACAUUGUUAUCUGAAGUUGGUAUCUCCUCAUUCAGUAGAUUGUAGGGUAAUACUUUAGCAUAGGGAUCAUGUAGUGGUCACUAAUUGGCAGUUUAAAGUGUGUAUAUAAGUAGCUAGUUAGACCUUUGUGUGCUAUAAGCUAUGUAUCAGGCCUUUAUUCAGUGUUUCAUUUUCUACUUGUGUGAAUAAGGAAACAAUGAAUAUGCUACUUAUUUGCUACUUAUCUUGCAAAUCAGUGGCCUAAUGUCAUCCCUAUACUAAAGUGUUACCAGUUGUACAUUCAAAUCUGUAAAGGUUAAGACCUAACAUUCCGAGAAUGAACCCUGUUUGAAAUUAAUGAAUGAAAUUUAGUACAGUUUAUUUCUGACUAUUUGGCUUGCACUGGGACAAUGUUGCUAGGAUAAAGCAAAAGUUGAGAUUCAACUUAAAUUGAUCCCCCUCCAAGAAAAAGAUUCAAGUCAGUAUCUUAAGCCAGUGUUUCCCAGCUCCAGUCCUUGAGUACCCCCAACCGUACUCAUUUUUAUUGUAGCCCUGGACAAGCACACCUGAUUCGCAAAAAUAUGUGCUGUUGGGGGUACACAACAUGGUAAGCCAUGCAAUCAUAUGAUGUGAGAAUGAGAACAGGUAUAGACACAUACUGAAAGAGAAAGACAUUUGACCUGCCUUUUGACAAAUAACGCAAUAUUGAAUGCCUUUUUUAUUGCUUGACUUACUUACAUAUUUCUGCGAGGAUUCAUUAGUUCCCAGACAGCAUCGUAAUUAUUGUUUUACUUGCUGUCUAUAAAUGUACAGAUGGUCAGAAACCCUGUCUGAUUAAACGAAGAUAAUUGGAUGAUUUAAAACAUGGUCAGACGAAGCAAUGGUAUCUUUAUUCCAAUAAAGUACGAACGGGCGAUACAAAAACCUCAAUUUGAGGGAUAGUCUUUUUGUGCGUAUUGACCCUGAGAUAGACAUAGAAAAAGAUUGACGGACAUGGGUUCAUUUUAUGUCCAUGGCAUGGCCUUUAAAAUAUGGGAAUGUGUGUAGUCCUACCCACUGUUGACUGAUUUUGCUAGGCUUUUUACCAUUUUUUUUGUGAUUUUGCUGGGCACGUCUUCAAGAAAAGUACACCUCAGGGACUCGGAAUACUCAGAGCAGAGUCCCUAAUAGCUCUCAUUUGGGUUCAAGACCGGUCUGUCCUAUCUUGACAAGACCAAAUGAGGGGAUUUAGACAAAAGGGUUUGGCCAAAUGUCAGGGCAUUGUCUCUUUUUUCCUACAAGCUGUGUGGAAGGGAGGUUUUCAUAUUUUUAAAGACAGUUCUUAGAGGCAGCUGAGGCAAACAAUGGUUGUUUACAUAGACCCCAGGCAUUGCUUGAGUUCAGACACUUAUCAUUGCAUUAUCUGUAGACUCAACGCAGGGAGUUGAACCCUUAUGCCUGCACUGAGGUGGUACAGGCCAGUUAGAAUGAAUUACCUUUUGAGAGGAAUGUAACCACUCUUAAGUCAAAUGUUUAAAUAGUCCAUGAGAUUGACAUGAUAGUUUUAACAUAUUUUAAAGCUAUACAUUGUUCAUUUACACAGACUCAAAUGACAACAGAAACAUAAAUAACAGAGUAAUAUCACCUUUUAUUUUGGGUUAUAAUAGGGUAAGAUAGUACCUGCUCCCAGGCCUGGAAGUAACAGUGGUGUCACAUUCGUUUAAGGACGGGUCAGACCAAGGCGCAGCGUGAAAUGCGUACAUGUUUAUUUAAAUAAUAAACACACGACAAAACCACAAACCAACGAAACGUGAAGUCCUAAGGCUACACACAAAACAAGCCUACUCACGGAACAAGAGCCCACAACUAACGAGUGCCAAUAGGCUGCCUAAGUAUGAUCCCCAAUCAGAGACAACGAGCAACAGCUGCCUCUGAUUGGGAACCACACCGGCCAAAAUAGAUCUACACAUACUAGAAUGACAACAUAGAAAACACAACAUAGAACACCACACCCUGACUCAACAUAUAAGAGUCCCCUGAGUCAGGGCGUGACAAUUGGAAAUGAAAAGGCACAUAGGGUAUACAGACUCAGCUUCAUAUUGGAAAACUGUCUAACAAAGUCCUCAUCAAAUAAAUCAAAUAAAUAUCUUUGAUAGCUAUUUAGGGACAUUGAAGGCUCGUGAACACAUUUGUGGACAUUCAUCGAAAGAGAAGCUCUUCAUAACUAUAGCUUUUAUACGUUUAAAACAUGUUAAAAGCAAAUUCUCCUGAAUCACAUGAUUUGGCUUUUUGAUUGACUUCAUAAGAUGCUAUUAAUGCGAGACAUUGAAAGAAGCUCUUGUGGUGGCGAUUUUGAUGGACUGGGACAGUGGAAGAUGAGUGUCAUAUCACAGGCAUCCAUUUCAUUUCUCAACACUUGGGCGGCUGUAAUAAACCCCUCGGCUUCUCCAGCGAGGGGGGCUUUCCCACAACAAACACCACACAGAUCAGGUACACAUGUUUGAAGACACAGGACUUCAGAGGGAAGAUAUAUGUUUGAUUUAUGUUUAGAGCAGGGCCGAAGCGUGUGGGCUUAAUGGGGCAGAAGAAUGCGGACGUGUACAGGCAGAGGACCAGCUGUGCGCAGCAGCACCACAACAUGCCUUGUUUUACGUCACCCCACACACAGACACACACACCAGACAUCAAAAGCCAUGUAUUGACAACUGUGUGUGUGUGUGUGUGUGUGUGUGUGUGUGUGUGUGUGUGUGUGUGUGUGUGUGUGUGUCUGCCUGCGUAUAUGUGCUUGCCUGUGUGUGUUUUCCUUCAUAGGGGGUGAUUGGGGAGCUGAGGGUUGUUGGAGACCCCCGGGCUGCUGAAAGACAGUGUGAGGAGGAAGGGGAUGACUCGGAUGUGGUAAGUGAAUCUUGACCCGCCCACCCAUACAUAAACAAAGGCGCAGCAGCAUAGCGCUUAUACAGUUGGCUUAGCAGGAUAUGGGGAGGCUUAAACUUAGAGGGAACUUGGGGUGCGUUCACUAGGAACCAAACAGAAGCAAAGGGGCUGAAAUCGGGAGGGACCUACCUGAAGAAACACUAGUUCUUCAUUGCAAAACGUUUUGCUACAGUUUGCACUAAUGAAUACAACCCUGGUCUCUCUCCGCCCAGGCUUCAGGGGACGGCGGAAGUGGCGACGUGGAAGGGAAACUGGACGGGAAGAAGAACGGCCCGGUAUGAUCGUUUGACUAACAUUUUAGUGUUAAAAUGUUGUUGCCAUCCACAUACAAGCGCGUUCAGUCUAUCUAAGCAUUUUUCCCUUUCGGAUCUACACUCUUGGGGACCAUGAUCUAAAACCAGGUUAUCCGCGACGUUUCAAAGGUCACAGAGUUUGAGCAGCAAGGCUUGGCUAUGUACUGGUUGUAGGAAGUUUGGUAAUGUCGCCACAUGAUGGGUUUUUACUACACUGAACAAAAAUACAAACGCAACAUGUAAAAUGUUGGUCCCAUGUUUCAUGAGCUGAAAUAAAAGAUCCCCGAAAUUUUCCAUACGUACAAAAAGCAUAUUUAUCUCAAAUUUUGUGCACAAAUUUGUUUACAUCCCUGUUAGUGAGCAUUUCUCCGUUGCCAAGAUAAUCCAUCCACCUGACAGGUGUGGCGUAUCAAGAAGCUGACUGCAGGAAUGUCCACCAGAGCUGCUGCCAGAGAAUGUAAUGUUAAUUUCUCUACCGUAAGCCGCCUCCAGCGUCCUUUUAGAGAAUUUGGCAGUACGUCCAACCGGCCUCACAACCGCAGACCACGUGCAUUGCGUCGUGUGGGCAAGCGGUUUGCUGAUGUCAACGUUGUGAACAGAGUGCCCCAUGGUGCGGUGAGGUUAUGAUAUGGGCAGGCAUAAGCAAGGGACAACGGACACAAUUGCAUUUUAUCAAUAGCAAUUUGAAUGCACAGAGAUACUGUGACGAGAUCCUGAGGCCCAUUGUCGUGCCAUUCAUCCGCUGCCAUCACCUCAUGUUUCAGCAUGAUAAUGCACGGCCCCAUUUCGCAAGGAUCUGUACACAAUUCCUGGAAGCUGAAAAUGGCCCAGUUCUUCCAUGGCCUGCAUACUCACCAGACAUGUCACCCAUUGAGCAUGUUUUAGAUGCUGUGGAUCGAUGUGUACGACAGCGUGUUCAGUUCCUGUCAAUAUCCAGCAAUUUCGCACAGCCAUUGAAGAGGAGUGGGACAACAUUCCACAGGUCACAAUCAACAGCCUGAUCAACUCUAUGCAAAGGAGAUGUGUCCUGCAUGAGGCAAAUGAUGGUCACACCAGAUACUGACUAGUUUUCUGAUCCACGUCCCUACUUUUUUUAAAGGUAUCUGUGACCAACAGAUGCGUAUCUGUAUUCCCAGUCGUGAAAUCCAUAUAUUACGGCCUAAAUCAUUUAUUUCAAUUGACUGAUUUCCUUAUAACUCAGUAAAAUCUUUUAAAUUGUUGCAUGUUGCGUUUAUAUUUUUGCGCAUAGCUGUUGUAGUGCCUCAUUUGUAUGAAAAUAGUUUUUGAAUAAUAGUCACAUAAUGAAUGUGAUGGAUCUCUCUCUUCCUCCCUCUUUCUCCCACCUCUAAAAUGGGACGAGGAGGUACAAAAAUAUGUGUGGGUUGAGGACGGUAGACCGACAGUUACGGUACGUGCCCUGAAAUCCAUUUAUCUGUAUAUGUUGGCGUUCACCCACAAGCAUGUGAAUUUUCACCUUUUGAUGUGUCAGGACUUUACUCUCUUCUCGUGAGCGACGGACACAUGGGUUGCACCCCAAAUGGCACCUUAUUCAUUAUUUAGUAGGGAUGUAGGGAACUCUGUAAAACUAUGUAGGGAACCCUAUUCUAAUGGCACCCUAUUCACUACUAUAGUGCACUAUGUAUUUCAAACUGUGGGGAGGGGGUGGGUAGUGGGGAAUGUAUAUGGCCGGUUUGGCUGUGGGUUAUCACCUGGACGAUGUCCUAAACUAACACGAGCAUCAUCCCUGCCACCAACAUACAAACACACCCACACACUACUCCCACAGACCUGGGCAAUGCAUUGUAUUCGAUUACUUUACCCUCUACAACUAGCAAAUGUUGCAGCACAACCUCCAGCCUCCAUACAACGCCACAGUCGGGGCACGCCGGUCCAAUUACAGUGGAAGACUAGGUAGAAAACCAGAUGUGUCUGAUCCAGCUCAGGGCGAUGAUAUCUCAAAGGUUCUGUUUUGUUAUUUUGACUGGUUUCUCAAUCAGACUUAAAAGUUGUUAGAACAGGAAUAUGGAGGUAACGGAAAGAGAUGGCGGGAAAAGCUGUGCCUGAAGCGGAGGUCUAAUACUCUGUCUUCGGCCUGCCACACCUUGUAGGUUCCACAGGGCUCCAGGUGCACGGGCUGACUUUGAAGCCUUGUGCCACUUCACACAGGCUUUCCAUCCACCCAACGUGUUUAUUAGCAUCGUAUGGAGCAGCUGUUACCCAACAUCCCGUUGACUUUGACCAGAUUGUCUGAGCUUGAGCCUAUCUGACUCCCGCUCAAGCUCGGACAAUGGUGCACUAAGGGCAGGAAUUCAAUAAAGUCCGCACUGCAGAUGUACGACAACAUUGUUCCUGCUCCAUUAAAGGGCUUGUUGUAACUGUGCAGGAUGUGAUCUUGACAUACAUGUUUACUACAGUGCAGAUUGUAUUAAAGCAGCCACUCAAACACUUAGAAGUGUUGAAAGUUAAAUCAUUUUUGGUAUGAUGAGUUACCUACCGUCAAGCUUAAGAAAACUUGCAAACUCCCAUUACACAGUUGUCUGGGUGAAAGUGCGUAUAGUUUAAUAUUGUGUGAGAUUUUUUUAUUUUAAGACUCAGCUCGUGACAGUGAAGUAAACAGACAUCUUAUUUCAUUACAUUUCUCACACAAUUGUGUCUCGAAUCUCAUGUAGAGUCCGGGAUUAGGCGUGUGUGUAUUUGGUGUGUGAAUAUGGUCCUUGUGCCAGCUUUAUCUUGUUGCAUUAGCUUUGUGAACUAAAUAGUUUAGUUCAGAGAACAUAUAGCAGACAAGUUUCAAUCUGCAUCGGGCAAAAUUGGGCUUGUGCCUUCUAUGUGUAACACCCUGGCUCUGGGACUCUAUAUGUUGAGCCAGGGUGUGUUCUUUCAUUGUGGUGUAUUUCUAUGUUGGGAGGUCUAGGUUGUUUAUUUCUAUGUUGGCCUGAGUGACUCCCAAUCAGAGGCAACGAGUGUCAGCUGUGGCUGGUUGUCUCUGAUUGGGAGCCAUAUUUAAACUGUCUGUUUUUCCCUUUGUGUUUGUGGUUUCUUGUUCCGUGUUGGUCUAUGUUACCUAGGACGUUACGAGUCGUUUGUUGUUUUGUUGAUUGUCCGUAUUUAUCACUAAAGAUAAAUAAACAUGUUCGUUAAUCACGCUGCGCCUUGGUCCUCCUCUCUUAACGACGAUCGUGACAGAAGAACCCACCAUACAAGGACCAAGCAGCGUGUCCAGGAGCAGGCAGACUGGACAUGGGAGGAAGCGCCGGGUAAGGAGAUGGAGAGGCUGGCGAUGGCCCAGGUGGGCAAAUCGUGGUCCUGGGAGGACAUGCUCGGGGGCAAAGGGCCAUGGGCUAGGAUUAAGGCCCUGGCGAGAGAGGAGCAGCGGCGUCAGCAGUGUCAUCGUCGGACGGACGAGAGGCAACCCCAAAAAAAUUUUAGGGGGGGGGGCACACGGCAUGGGCGGCUGGGCAGCUGGAGGCUGCCACAGGGCGAUUUGGAGAGGAGGCCACCGGGUUUUGGGGGCCAGAAGGCAGGUUGGCGGAGCCUGGAUGGAGAGCAGAGCCAACUCCCCGUACUCAGGCAUGGCAGCAUGAGACUGGGCAGGUUCCGCGGUAUGCGGAGCUGCGCACUGUGCCACGAGUGGUCCGGCAUAGUCCGGUACGUCCUGUGCGAGCACCCCGCACGUGUUGUGCGAAGGUGGGCAUGCAGCCAGGACGGAGUGUGCCGGCUCAGCGCUCGUGGCCUCCAGUGCCUCUCCUCGGUCCCGGAUAUCCUGCGCCAGUGUCACGUGCUGUUAUGCCAGUACGGGUACACAGCCCUGUACGUCCUGUGCUGAUGCCUCACACAGAGUGUGUAAAGGUAGGCAUUCAGCCAGGACAGGUUGUGGCAGCUCUUCACUCCAGGUCUCCUAUCCGUCUCCACAGCCCGGUCCGGCCUGUCCCUGCUCCACGCACCAAGCCUACGGUGUGCGUCGCCAGCCCGGUCCGGCCUGUCCCUGCUCCACGCACUAAGCCUACAGUGUGCGUCGCCAGCCCGGUCCGGCCUGUCCCUGCUCCACGCACCAAGCCUACGGUGUGCGUCACCAGCCCGGUCCGGCCUGUCCCUGCUCCACGCACCAAGCCUACGGGGUGCGUCGCCAGCCCGGUCCGGCCUGUCCCUGCUCCACGCACCAAGCCUACGGUGUGCGUCGCCAGCCCGGUCUGGCCUGUCCCUGCUCCACGCACCAAGCCUACGGGGUGCGUCGCCAGCCCGGUCCGGCCUGUCCCUGCUCCACGCACCAAGCCUACGGUGUGCGUCGCCAGCCCGGUCCGGCCUGUACCUGCUCCUCGCACCAAGCCUACGGGGUGCGUCGCCAGCCCGGUCCGGCCUGUCCCUGCUCCUCGCACCAAGCCAUCACGCUGCGCCUUGGUCCUCCUCUCUUAACGACGAUCGUGACACUAUGGUUAAAUUAAUUUGUGUUUUUCAAAUCCAUCACCACCCAGUGCCUCGUCUGUCCCCACCCUCUUCACUCCCACCUCUCAGAAAUGAUGAGCGCAUGGGAGUAUACGUGCAGGUCUGUUUUAUUACAUAUAUCCCAUUGGAUCUGUCAUAUAACACUCACUGAGUCAAAUUCUUCACAUAGCCAACUUCAGGCCCUACAAUAGGAAGAAUGUUUGCCCACAGAGGAAACUGGUUAAUUUUGUGAAGAAUUCCAUACUUUUUCUUUCACAUUGCCCCCCUCCAUUCAUCUAUCCAUUCAUCUCUCCCACCCAGUACUCCCCUCUCAGAUUCCACAGGUGACAAUAUGAGGCGUGUCACCUGGUGAAGAAUGAGCUUAGAAAACACGGGUGUUAGGUUUUAUCUUCCUCUCCCUGAGGGGGGUGAGUCUGGAAAUGGCCUCUCCUCUUCCCCCCUGCAGAUUCUCCCAUCUCUAG
This is a messenger RNA of Coregonus sp. 'balchen', 9504 nucleotides long. The record is from the annotation of a GenBank genome assembly. Lineage: Eukaryota; Metazoa; Chordata; Actinopteri; Salmoniformes; Salmonidae.